AUGGCGAAAUCGGACCGUCUAGAAACGGGGCUUCGAGCUGCAGCGGAGAAGUCGCAACUCAAUUCUACGGAGAUUCGGCGGCGGGAAGACCUGCUUCUCGCUCUCCGCUUCAAGGCGAAGGAGAUGGCAGCCGUGCUCACCUCCGCGCAAUCAGCGGCUAACAGGUCAGCCCUGCUGGGCCGUGACGGGCGGUCGCUGGUGGCGGUGGAGACAGAGAGAACAGCCUCGCGAGACAACAAGGGGCUCGUGGCUUUGCAGCAAGAGAUCAUGCAAGAGCAAGACUCGGAGCUGGAGGAGCUAGAGUCCACGGUGGCAACCACCAAGCACAUUGCGCUCACCAUUAACGGCGAGCUGGACCUGCAUCGACAUCUGCUGGAUGAUUUUGAUGACAACAUUCAGUCAACAAAUGCUCGUGUACAGCUGGCCAAGAAGAAGAUGUCAAUAUUCAUGCGCCGAUCGGACAACACAUGCAACAUGCUGCUCGUCAUGCUAGUAGCUGCAGGGUUGGGCGCCGCAGAUGGCGGAGGAGGCGGCGACAGCGACGAGGAGAACGGGGUCGAGCGACCGGAGAUUGUGGCGAGCGUGGAGCGGGUUGAAGCGACCGAGGCGGCGCUUCUUGCGGCGCGAAUCGCGGCGGAAGACGUGGCGGGAGACGCGGAAGGGAAACAACCACCACUCCCGGCGAAGACCGCGCCGGAACCGCCAGCCGCGGGAAAGAUGUACGCGUGUAAGACGGUGGAUAAGAUUCUCAACGUGGAAGGCGGCGCGGCGACUCAGAAGCGGUUGUCUGCUCGCGAUAUAGAGGUGCGCGUUAGCGCGCUGAAGCACGAAAUCAAGGUUCUCGAACACGUGGGUUAUCAUCCGAACAUUGUGAAAGUUGUCGGAGUGUACAACAACGAGAAACGGCUGCGACUCGUUAUGGAGCUGUGCGACGCGGGGGACCUGCUGGGGCUUCUAACGAAUCCUCCCAAGAAGCCGCAGGCGGAAGUUAAAAACGAGGAUAACGGAGCGGCCGGAGGUGCGAAUAAAGAAGGUGAUUCUAACAAAGGAGCAGCAGGCAGAGAAACCAAGCCUGAGCAGCCGCAUGGGAAACCUUUCACAAAAAUCUCGCAGUUUUUCAAAGGGCUGGCUAAGGGGACUAUCGACCCAAAAGCCGCAGAAUCCGGGGCUGCUACUAACGGGGACAGCAGCAGCAGCAGCAGCAGCAGCAGCAGCGCUGCACAGCCCGAAAAAAUGCUGCAAACGGGGCUGUCGGAACGGCAGACUGCUCUGAUGUUCCGGCAGCUGGUAAAGGCAGUGGAGCACUGCCACUCGAGGCAUGUGAUUCAUAGAGAUAUCAAGCUGGAAAACGUGUUGCUUAACAACUGCUGUUGCUGCAAAUGCAAGCCUGCUGGCGCAGACGGAGGAGCACAGGAGAAUGGAAACCAGCAGCAGCAGCAGCAGCAGCAGCAGCAGCAAGGCGAGCCGUCUACCUGCUCGGGGUACGUCGUUAAACUCGCCGAUUUCGGGCUGGCGAAGCUGCUGCAGCCGACGCAGGCCAUGGCGAACGGCAACAAGGGCAGCCAGCUGUACAAGGCACCUGAGGUGGCGCAGGGCCGGUGGUAUACCACCCAGGCGGACAUGUGGUCUCUAGGAGUCGUUCUGUACGCUUUGCUAAGUGCCAGGUUCCCGCCGAGGGAUGCGCAGGGGAUGGUGGCUUGGGAAGCGGUUUCGGAUCAGAGGUUGUUGUUUAAAGGGGGGAGCUGGAAGGAGGUGAGUGGUGAGGCGAAGGCGCUGGUGGGUGUGCUGCUGUCGUGGGAUCCGAAGCUGCGGCCGAAUUGUGGCGAGGUGUUUAACGACCCGUGGCUGGUGCAGCACUGCAGAUGA
Messenger RNA from Closterium sp. Naga37s-1, 1866 nucleotides. NCBI's taxonomy places the organism in Eukaryota, Viridiplantae, Streptophyta, Zygnematophyceae, Desmidiales, Closteriaceae. The record is from the annotation of a GenBank genome assembly.